AUGGAUAGCUCCAACGCCUACGAUCGUUUGCAAGAAAUGAAGGCCUUCGACAAAUCUAAAUCCGGUGUUAAAGGCCUGGUUGAAUCAGGAAUCACGAAAUUUCCUCGAAUUUUCAUACGGCCACCGGAGGAGAUCGCCGACGACGAAGGUCUCCGGAGUGAAAGAGGUCAGACCCAGUUCAAGAUUUCGGUGAUAGAUCUCAAAGACAUGGUCGCCACUGGAGGGGAUGGUGUUGAUGAUUAUGUGGUCGGCAAAGUCGGGUAUGAUGCCGAGACAGUGGGGCUUUUUCAGGUGGUGAAUCAUAGGAUAACCACAAAGCUGCUGGAGGAGACGCUAGCGGCGGCGCGUGAGUUCCACAAGGUGCCAAAAGAGGUGAAGAUGGAGUACUACGGCAGGGGGGAGAAGAGGAACGUAAAAUUGAGCCCAAACGUGGUAACUUGCAAAUGGAAAUCUACUCUAUGA
Neltuma alba is the source of this 462-nucleotide messenger RNA. RefSeq names its product 1-aminocyclopropane-1-carboxylate oxidase homolog. The coding region runs from base 1 to 462 and encodes 153 amino acids. The record is from RefSeq and is a predicted model, not a curated record. The transcript has a single exon. NCBI's taxonomy places the organism in Eukaryota, Viridiplantae, Streptophyta, Magnoliopsida, Fabales, Fabaceae.